GCGGUCGCAUUGUAAAAGCUGUAAAACUUACAGUUACUUGUUCCUAGCAAUAAUUUUUGCACGUUUUUUUGUCGUCUUUGUGCUCGUAAAAUUUUAAAAUUUACAUAAUGGAACGCUAUAAUCGCGUCUAUAGAGAUCCCGGUUCGCCGCUGGCGCCAUUAACUCCGCUCAACGCCGAAGCUUUUUCAUUUGACGAUGUAAUGCCUGCCGGAGGAGCCUGUAAAAAGAAUUCCGGAAGAUCUGGACCUAGUGGAAACCCAAGGGCCUUUCUUUCGAUUCCAACACGUCGACCAACGCGUUUUUCAAAGGAAUUCAUGCGCACGAGAUCUGUGUUCUCGCCAAAUAGUCAGAGUACCCUCCAUGGAGAAUCCAGUCUCGAAAUAACUCCCAAAUUAAAGUCACAAUCCAGAUCAAGUUCGGAAAAUCGAAUGCAGCAGGAAACCCGGUUAAGACAGGAGGUAACCAGGUUGAGAAGUGCGACUUUAAAGAUGAAAAGUGAAAGAUCCAAGGCCAAAAGUGAAGCAUCGCGAAAAAGCGAAACCCCCAAAAGCCCCAUGCCCAGUAUUAUCCAUCCACGCUAUAAGGCCGUCUCCCCGGUGGAGCACCCAACAUUGAGUCCCCGAGUUAAGUCCCUGCUGAGUCGUACUGGAAACGAACACCUCACGGAGAUGUUCACCCGCGAGGAGAUCGACCUCGAGGUGCUCAUCCAAAUGACCCUGGAGGAUUUGGCGGCGCUGGGCGUUCGCGGCGCCCGAGAGAUUCGAUUGGCCAUGAAUAUCAUCCAACUGGCCAAGCAAAUCUUUUAAUUUAUAUAACAAGUCUCUUGAAAAUGUUUGCUAAUUUUUAUGUCAUGUGAAAUUGUAAUUUGUAUGUGAGGUUUUAAUAAAUGUUCGAUGUAAAAA
Messenger RNA from Drosophila ficusphila, 902 nucleotides. RefSeq lists its product as uncharacterized. Gene Ontology annotation, molecular function: protein binding. Lineage: Eukaryota; Metazoa; Arthropoda; Insecta; Diptera; Drosophilidae. Bases 108 to 806 code for a protein of 232 amino acids. The record is from RefSeq and is a predicted model, not a curated record. The transcript is spliced from 2 exons.